AUGAAUAUUUUUUCUCACCACAAUGCAGGAACAACUGAAGAAAAAGGACAGGAUGCUAGACGAACAAUUCUUUCUGGCACUAAUUUAAUUGGUGAUAUUUGUAAAACGACACUUGGUCCGAAGGGAAUGUUGAAAAUUUUAAAAAGUGAAGGAAAAAGUCAAAAUAUAACUAACGACGGUGCUUUUAUUCUUAAAAAUUUACAGAUUGAUAGCGCCGCUGCUCGAAUUUUGAUAAAUGCCAGCAUUGGACAAGAUUGGGAAGAAGGAGAUGGUACUACAACAGUGUCGGUUCUGUCUAGUAUAAUUAUUAAUGAAAUUUCAAAACUGAAAAUUCAUCCUAUUAAAAUUAUUCGAGGCCUAAGAUUGGCACAAGAACGAUGUGAAAAGGUGUUAGAAAAAAUAUCUGUUACGCCAUCUAGUAGCGAUAUUAAGUCGUUAAUAAAGACAACACUAUGUUCUAAAGUUUUGAAAUAUGAUCUUGAAAAAUUUUCGGAUAUGUGUAUUCAGGCGGUAGAAAACUUAGAAAACAAGACAGAUCUUAAUCUAAUACAAAUUAUUAAAUGUCCGGGUAAGUUAGAGGAUUCAUAUCUCGACGACGGGUUUAUUUUAAAUAAAGAAUGUGUCAUUACUCCUAUGAAAAAUCCUAAAAUUUUAGUAGCUAAUACAAGUCUUGAUCAGGACAAAAUUAAAGUAUUUGGAGCAAAAAUUAGUGUUAACAGUGUACAAGAUUUAGCUGAAAUGGAAAAAAUUGAACGAGAAAAAAUGAUGAAUAAGAUAGAAAGUAUUUGUCAGAAUGGUGUAAAUUGUUUUAUUAAUAGACAGCUCAUUUAUGAUUUUCCAAUGCAACUUUUAAGAACGAGAAAUGUUCAACCUAUUGAACAUGCAGAUUUUGAUGGUAUUGAAAGAUUAAAUAACGUUUUAGGAGGAAAAAUUAUUUCUACUUUUGAUAAAAUUGAUGAAUCCUGCUACGGAACGUGCGAGGAAAUAAAGAAUGUUGUUGUCGGCGGCAAAAAAGUUAUAAAAUUUUCCGGUAUUAAAAAAGGAGCCAGUACUUUAGUUUUGUAUGGAUCGUCCAAAGAAAUGCUUGAUGAAGCCGAAAGAAGCAUUCAUGAUGCACUUUGUGUGCUUUUAAAAAUAAAACAGACACCUAAGAUUGUGUAUGGAGGAGGAUCUUGUGAAAUGGCUAUGGCAGUAGAAUUAUCGAAGUAUGCUCUUGAAAUCUCAGGUGUAGAAAGUGAAGCAAUCACUGCUUUUUCUAAUGCUUUACAACAAAUUCCUGUAAUUUUAUCAGAAAAUGGCGGAUUUAAUGGAAUUGAACUUAAGAGUCAACUUAGAGUAAAGCAUAAUUCUGGGUUAAGUAGCUUUGGUAUAAAUCUAAAUAAAGGAGAAAUCUGCUGUAUGAAAGAAGCUUCUGUCAUUGAUAGUUACCGAAUAAAAAAACGUGUAAUAUCAGCCUCUUCUGAAGUUGCACAGAUGAUUAUUAAAUGUGAUGGAAUAGUUAAGUGUAAACCAAGAGAACGUACAAGACAUUAA
Vairimorpha ceranae is the source of this 1533-nucleotide messenger RNA. RefSeq names its product t complex protein 1 subunit beta. The record is from RefSeq and is a predicted model, not a curated record. Gene Ontology annotation, cellular component: chaperonin-containing T-complex; cytosol. The transcript has a single exon. NCBI's taxonomy places the organism in Eukaryota, Fungi, Microsporidia, Nosematidae. Gene Ontology annotation, biological process: protein folding. Bases 1 to 1533 code for a protein of 510 amino acids. Gene Ontology annotation, molecular function: ATP binding; ATP-dependent protein folding chaperone; ATP hydrolysis activity.